UCCCGCCCCGCCGGCAAGCCGGGCGCCGCCGCAGCCCUACCCCUGCCGGCGACGCCACCACAGCCCCGACCCCAACCGAUGACGCGCCACACCACCUGCCGGAGCACCUUGGGGUCGCCGGAUCCGGCGAGGAUCCUUCACCACCCUCCACUCUCCGGCGACCACCAGCCCGCGUGCGGAUGGGGUGCUAUCCUGCAGAUCGAGGAGGCGUCAAACUUCAGAUGGAGGAGGCCACAACCUGCAGCUGGCCGCGUGCCAUGGUCAGGCGUCGCCGUCAUCCUCCGUCACACUGGGCACCUCCUGAGCGUUGGAGUGAAGAGCGAGCACGCUCACCCUGAUCCAAUCUGCAGCAGCACCCCGAGUCCUCCCAAAGCAGCCCAGAGCCGUUCAAGUAUGCAGCCCUGGGCCAUUCAAUGACGGAGCUGCCGACCAUUCGUGAAGACAACACCCUGGAUCCUGCUUGCCCACCAUCAAGUUCAACUUCUGUUGAAUCCUGUAAAGGGAGACUUAUUGUGAGAGCGAUCCCGCAUUAACUUUUUUUCGUUCAAAAUUGUGUUAGCUACUUCCGCUUCAGCUAGCCUGUGUAUGUAGCUACCAAGGUGGCAUGCAUUCAGCCUGUCUGUGUGACCACAUGUCGCGAGUUGCUAUCUGACUGAAACGAUUUAUGUACACUAGGAUCUCCAUGUACUGAACAUGUUAAAAAAGAUAUAUCAUGUAUAUUCUCCUCCUGUUUGUUUCUUGUGGUAUUUCAAGCCGCCACUACCAUUAGCAUUUUUUGUCUGAUGGUCCACGUCUUAUAAGUGUGCACUCUAAAAAAACAGAAUUUUAUGCAAUACUAGCAAACAGU
Triticum dicoccoides is the source of this 847-nucleotide messenger RNA. RefSeq lists its product as uncharacterized. Bases 79 to 417 code for a protein of 112 amino acids. The transcript has 2 exons. The record is from RefSeq and is a predicted model, not a curated record. Lineage: Eukaryota; Viridiplantae; Streptophyta; Magnoliopsida; Poales; Poaceae.